CUAGUGACGUAUUUUUUCAGUGAAUCAGUUUUGCUGCGGGAGCAAGUGUGCUCUUGGAAUGUGAAAUUAUUACGGUGAUUAAUGUAAAGAAAGUUUUUUGUCGAUACAAUUAAUUCAAUCUUCACGACAUUGGCAUAUUUCUUAGUUUUUCAUCAACCGCAAUUAAUUAAAUUACAAAAAUGGCUUCUCAAAACGUAGACCCUCGUUUACCUACAACGUCGGUUGAUUCCAAGAAACGAUCAGAUCUUGGAAAACCUGAAGGAGCUUGUCAUUCGGUAAAAAAGAGAUUGCAACAAGAAUUAAUGUCAUUGAUGAUGUCAGGCGAUAAAGGAGUAUCAGCAUUUCCAGCUGAAGAAAAUAUAUUCACUUGGAUUGGUACAAUUAAUGGAGCGACAGGAACAGUUUAUGAAGGUUUAACUUACAAAUUAAGAUUGGAAUUUCCCAGUAAUUAUCCUUAUGCUCCACCGAGUAUCCACUUUACCACGCCUUGUUUCCAUCCGAACGUUGAUGAUCAUGGAAAUAUAUGCCUUGAUAUAUUAAAAGAAAAAUGGACGGCAUCAUAUGACACAAGAACAAUUUUGUUGUCUUUACAAUCAUUACUUUCAGAACCAAACAUCGACAGUCCCCUAAAUACACAAGCUGCACAACUAUGGAAAGAUCAGAUAGCAUACAGAAAACUUCUUCAUGAAAAAUAUGAUGUUGAUGUACGAAAAAAAAGAAGUUAAUAAAGAAUCUCUUUUUCAAUAACUCUUUCUAAAACAUCUUAAUAAAAAUUAGGACUGCUUUGUAUUUUUAUGUUUAUUAAAGCUUCACUAUGCUUACUUUGUUAUUGUUUAUCAAAUGAAUUGUAUUUAAUUUUUUCAGGAGUAAGUAUAAUGCAACUUUAAUAAUCAGUGCUUGUAUUAAAUUAUUUUUUUUACAUAUUUUCUAUUUACUUAUUUAUUAUGUGUAUACAGUAUUGAAAAAAAUUUGAUUUUAAAAUGAAUUUUAUCUUUCAUUAAUCAUUAAAAGAUUGGUACAGUGUAAAUGAUUGUGAUACAUUUACACUUCAAAAAUGUAGCUCUUUUAUUUAGCAAUCAAAUUCUCAUUUGUAGAUAUUCGUUUGAUUUUAUUUUAUUUUAAACUUUUAUAUGUUAUUCUUAAUGUUUUUAAACUU
Messenger RNA from Uloborus diversus, 1156 nucleotides. RefSeq names its product ubiquitin-conjugating enzyme E2 C-like (gene vih). The record is from RefSeq and is a predicted model, not a curated record. The transcript has 5 exons. Lineage: Eukaryota; Metazoa; Arthropoda; Arachnida; Araneae; Uloboridae. The coding region runs from base 180 to 725 and encodes 181 amino acids.